AUGAAGGUUAAGAUGACACCAGGAAACCAUGGAUGGACUCCGCCAAGCACGGCGCCGUCGCUACCAGCGUCCCCGAUGCUACGCUGUCCCCGGCCGGAUGGGGCUGCCGACAAGAACGGCAUCAUGCAGCUCAUUGCCAGCUCCGAUGGUCGCUUCCCCGCAGGAGAAUCGCGCAGACUAGACUUAAGUAGGUAUCUAGUGACCAUCGAUUGCCGUCGCUCAACAACGCCCACGAUCCGGAGGCUGAACCCGCUAGGCAGCUUGGGGCCUAGACAGCUGCCGGUCGCCUCACCGGUCCAGGAGCUUAAAGCUAAAGUGCAGCAAGCAUUUCCCACUAUCGUGCAGCAGAUCGCUAUUAUUUUGGUCGCCGCUCCUAAUCUCGAUAAGCAUUUUUAUCAAUCCCUUUUAUCAUGGCAGUUAGUUAAAAAGACUGGAUUCUAUUGA
Messenger RNA from Aspergillus niger, 444 nucleotides. RefSeq lists its product as hypothetical. Lineage: Eukaryota; Fungi; Ascomycota; Eurotiomycetes; Eurotiales; Aspergillaceae. Bases 1 to 444 code for a protein of 147 amino acids. The record is from RefSeq and is a predicted model, not a curated record. The transcript is spliced from 2 exons.